CGAACUCUCUCAGUCAGAAACAACAAACAGAGAACCAUGAUGCCUAAGCGCCUCCUUAACCAUCCUCGCUCCACGUUCUCCGUUUCUGUUUCUCCCUUCCAUGCUUCUUCUUCUUCUUCUUCUUCUUCAAUCCCCAACGUUUCUGACAAGCCCAAUCGUCCUCCCUCUCUCUCCGAAGCAGUUUCCCUCUUUCACCGUGCAGUUGAUGAUCCUUCUUCAGUGCCAUCCGCAUCGUCCUGCAACUCCCUCAUUGACAGCCUGCGAAAGGCGAGACACCAUGACCUGCUCUUGUCGGUUUAUUCCAAGAUGGUACGCGCUUCUGUUUUGCCCAGUUUUACUUCCCUCAGUGCUUUAAUUGAGAGUUUUGUCAACACCCACAAGCCAAACUCGGCUUAUGGGGUUCUGGGGUUGAUGUUAAAGCGUGGUUUUGAUGUUAAUGUGUAUAAUUCCAACCUUGUGUUGAAGGGUUUUUGUCAAACUCGUGAUAAUUGUGAUAAGGCCAUGGUUUUGUUUUGUCAAAUGAAGAGGAAUUGUGUUUUGCCUGAUACCUUUAGUUACAAUACCAUUAUAAAUGGACUUUGUAAAGCUAAGAGAUUGGUAGAAGCUAGGGGUUUGUUUGAGGACAUGAAGGCCGGGGAAUGCCCGCCGAAUUUGGUGACAUUUAGUACUUUGAUUGAUGGUCUUUGUAAGAGUGGAGCGGUUGGCGAGGGUCUGGAUUUGUUGGAGGAGAUGAGGAUGAAGGGUUUGGAUGCAGAUGUGUUUCUGUAUAGUUCUCUCAUUAGUGCCUUUUGCAGCAUAGGUGACACUGAGAGGGGAAAACAACUCUUUAAUGAGAUGUUGGAAAAGAAUGUUACUCCUAACGUGGUUACUUAUAACUGUUUCAUGAAAGCUCUUUGCAAGGAUGGGAAGUGGGAAGAAGCCUCCAAAAUGUUGAAUGAUAUGACGACUCGGGGAGUUCAUCCUGAUGUUGUUGCUUAUACAACUUUAGCUGAUGGGCUGGGCAAAAAUGGGAGGGCAUCAGAUGCAAUGAAAGUAUUGGAUUUGAUGCUGCAAAAGGGGGAAGAGCCGAAUACUGUAACAUACAAUGUCAUCAUAAAUGGACUUUGUAAGGACGGUCGGGUUGAUGAUGCACUUGGGAUUUUAAAAAUGAUGGCGAAGAAGGGGAAGAAACCGGAUGCCAUUACCUACAACACGUUAUUGAAAGGACUUUGUGGAGUUGGCCAAAUUGAUGAGGCAAUGGACCUUUUCACACUGUUAUUGAGCAAGGAGUUCCAUAUCAAGCCUGAUGUCUUCACAUUUAAUUUUCUUAUUCAGGGGCUUUGCAAGGAACGGCGUCUUCGUGAUGCCGUAAAAGUCCAUUCUACAAUGGUUCAAAUGGGGUUUCCUGGUAACAUAGUGACUUACAAUAUUUUGGUUGAGGGUUAUCUAAAUGUUGGAAAACUUACUAAGGCAUUGGAACUAUGGAAAUGUGCAGUAGACUUAGGAUUUUCCCCCGACUCAAUGACCUAUAGUGUCAUGAUCAAUGGUCUUUGCAAAAUGCAGAUGCUAAGUAUUGCAAAAGGACUUUUCAAUAAAAGUAGAGCUUGUGGGGUUAGACCUGGAGUAAAUGAUUACAAUGCACUGAUGACAUCCCUGUGCAGGGAAGGUAGUUUAGAGCAGGCUAGGAAUUUAUUUCGAGAAAUGAGAAAUAUGAAUCAUGAUCCUGAUGUUGCCUCCUUUAAUAUAAUAAUUGAUGGAACCCUCAAAGCAGGAGAUCUUAAAUCUGCCAAGGAAUUGCUAUUGGAGAUGGUUCAAUUCGAUUUGGUCCCUGAUGUUAUUACCUUUUCUACGUUAAUAAACAGAUAUUCAAAACUUGGGCUGUUAGAUGAGGCCAUGUCGCUCUAUGAGAGAAUGGUCUCUUGUGGUCAUGUACCAGAUGCGGUUGUAUUUGAUUCUUUGCUGAAGUGUUAUACUUUAAAGGGAGAGACUGAAAAAAUCAUUUCCUUGCUUCAACAAAUGGCUGAUAAGGAUGUUAUCCUUGACUCAAAAUUAACUUCUACCAUAUUGGAAUGCCUUUGCAACUUUCCAAAAGGUCUUGAUAUAAAGAAGAUUCUUCCAAAAUUUUCCCAACAGACAUCUAAAGGAGAAAGCAUUAAAUGCAACGAGCUCCUAAUGAAACUGAAUAAGGUUCAUCCAGAGCUUCAAUUAUUUUCUGCAUGAAAGUUCUUGUUUUCAAGAACAUUACAUCAUGGAAUGCUUAAAUGGUUUGGCUUCACUUCAGGUUGCUGUAUCUCUUAUGCUAGGACACACUUGUUCAGUCGCUGGUUUUGAUCAGGUAAGACUUCCUGUCUAUUUUAUGCCUGCUUAGAUCUGGGUUAAUAUACCAUUGCUGGGUUUACUCUUGUAUGUAUAGAAUAUAUUAUUGGCUUAAUUGCACUUUUAGGGUCACAAGCUCUGUCAUUGACACAUGUGAAGUGAUAUACUAUUUGUGCUGGAGAGAAUGUUUUAUGCUCAGAUUUGAGGUCUCAAUUUGAUGCUUUGGCUAAUAUUUUAUUGCUGUUCAAAGGUUUGGAAAAGGAGUGGCAACUGAAUAAUAUAUUGCUGUCAAUGUGACUUACUGAGGAUAAAACGAGUUUUCUCGCUUUUGCUAAAGAAUCAGUGUGUGGUUUGUUUAGCUUCUCCAUUUUCCUUAUAGGCAUUGUAUGGAAUUAUUUCAGGCUCUUUUACCUUAUGAUUUUUAUUUGCAAACUUCACAUCCCAUUAAUAUCAUGGUUUCCACUUAACUAUGGCUCAACCUUGAUCAAUUCUCCAGAGAUUUCAUGAAUAUUAGGCUACCACAGCAAGGUCACAAGGUGCGAAACGCGUCCUGGACUCUUCCUAAUGCAGGAAUAUGGAAGGUGAAUGUUGAUGGUGCAGCAAGGGGAAGUCCAGGCAUUUGCGGGAUUGGAGGAAUUCUAAGAAAUGCUAAAAAUGAAAUUAGAGGGUUUUUCUCCAAGAACACGGGUGUGGGUUUUGCUUUUGAAGCAGAAGUUACGGCUAUUUUUGAGGCUCUGUCAUUGUGUCAUCAACAUUGCAUUCAUAUUAUCAUCAUUGAGUGUGAUUCUUCCUUAGCUGUUGGAUGGGUAAAUCGCAGGAAAAAUAGGCCAUGGAAGCUGUCUAAUUUGCUAAAUCAGAUUGAUUUUAUCAUUCCUUUGGUUAAUUGCAUGGAGGUGAGGCAUAGAUUUCGUGAGGCUAACACAGAAGCAGAUGCAUUAGCAAAGCGUGGAUCUAAUAAUACAAGGCCUCUUUACUACCUCAACAACGCCUCUUUACUACCUCAAUAACUCUGUUUGUGCUUAAAUUUACUGAUAUUGUUACGUCUUUGCUAUCUACUGGUGUAUUGCUAUUGGUUCUGGAAGGGAUAGUAAAGGCUGUGUUAUUAUGAGAUGGGAAGAUGAAUGGGACAGUAUAUUGGUUUCAGUUUGGAUGAGUGUAGCGGCAUACUGUGCAACCCGAACGUGUUGAACGGCAGGAUACAUAGAACAGCCCAUGUAAUUUCUUUGUUCAGAUACAUGUUUGAUAUCUUUUUUAGCUUUGUUAUUUGGUUCCCCAGUGCAAUUGCUUCAUGUUUAUUUGGUGAUUGGCUCUUGUUUGAGUACUCUUUUUCCUCCCUUGGUUUUUUCCACUGGGUUUUUCCUUGGAAGGUUUUAAUGAGGCUCUUUCAAGAGUCGCCAUAGGCACCAAUACAGCAAUGGGGACUUGAGGCCUUUGGCUUGAAGUAGUUGGGGUUGAGGCUUUUCCUUGUUUUGUAUAUUUUGUUUUUCAUAUCUACAUGAGAGGAUUGUUCUCAUGAAUAUCUUCAUUAAUAAAGUUUCUAUUUGUUCGCAAAAAAAAAAAC
Lotus japonicus is the source of this 3856-nucleotide messenger RNA. Its product is annotated as pentatricopeptide repeat-containing protein At4g28010-like. Lineage: Eukaryota; Viridiplantae; Streptophyta; Magnoliopsida; Fabales; Fabaceae. Gene Ontology annotation, molecular function: protein binding. The transcript has 2 exons. The record is from RefSeq and is a predicted model, not a curated record. Bases 37 to 2199 code for a protein of 720 amino acids.